Lingula anatina is the source of this 2669-nucleotide messenger RNA. RefSeq lists its product as uncharacterized. The record is from RefSeq and is a predicted model, not a curated record. Lineage: Eukaryota; Metazoa; Brachiopoda; Lingulata; Lingulida; Lingulidae.
GGUAGGUCAUACUUCUUUGUCUGACCAGUGGAUGGAAAUGAUGGUGACUGCUGGCUUCACUGCUGUAUUGAAAAAAUUGACCCCAGAAUAUCCUGACCAUGUUAUCUGUGCUGCCCUGAGUACUGUCAAUGCCCUAGUCAAAUACAGACAUUUGGCUAUAUUGCUUAUUGACCAGGGUAUGCCACUUGUGAUGGGAGCCAAAGAUUUAAGCCUAGAAACUGAGGAAUUAUUCCCAGAAAUUUUGUCCAACCUGGUGCUGCACACAGAUCACACUCGUGCUCAUGUGCUUGAUGCUGAUGCUUUGCCCAUUAGUACACACAUGAUAAGGAAUGGACCAUGUGGCUCCCAAAAACAGGCCCUGUUAUUUCUGCAUGCACUUUGUCAAAGUUCCUAUGGCCUAACAGCAUUCCUGGAGGAUGACAUGGUGCCAUUUGUAAUGGGCAGCAUGACAGAAUCUCAUUGCAGAAAAGUAAGAGAGGCAGCAAGCAGAGUGGUGGUAACUUUAACAUCGACAAAGAAAAUCGCUCUCCUAAGAUCAACAUUUCUGCAACUGAAUAAAUAUUUCCGCAGUGACAGUGAAGAACUUGCAGAGCUAGAUGACAAUGUUACUGCUCCCCAGGCCAAGCCCACCACCCCUGAACCUGUUAAACAGAAGACAGAAACUACAGCCAAGGUGAACCAGGCAAUUCAGCAAAUGGCCAAGUGUUCUCUAUAUUUACUUUGCAAAGAAGCUCGAAUAGAAAUGGAUCCUCACAAAGAAGUGCAAGCAGUUCUUCUAAAGCCUUGCAUAGACACAGAUCCCACUCUGGUAGGGCUGGUGCAGAAUCAUGUCAACAUCAUAGCUAACUUGGCCACGUUUCCACUAAACAGACCAAAGACUACCACAUCUGAAGAACCCACUGUGGUAGAUGUGGGAGAUUUUAAGAAAAAGCAAAGGAAAGUUAACCACAGUGUAGUGAAAGUAUUGAUAGCAUCUGGAGCGUUGUGUCUCAUAGACUUACUUUAUGCCUAUACAUCCAAGCUCUUAGAGCCAAAAGUUCUUAAUCAUAGCAGCCCUCCAAAGAGUAAUGGGCAGUCUCCCAAUGGACAGAGCAGGGUGAGAGUCAAAGGUACACCUCCAGGCAAGAACAGUGUCCAAGGAAUCAAAAAGACAUCAUCUCUUCUCUUGAAUCCAAGGUGCAAUUUUAAAGAAAUUUAUGAAGAGAGUGAACAAGGACUUAUUAUAUCCCUUAUUUGUGCAAUUAAACAUUUUGCAGAAUGUUCAUCCACAACAUGUUUUAACAGCAUAGAAGAGGAGAUAAAGCUUAAGAUGCUCAACCAUAAAUUAAAAGCCACUUGUAAAGCUAAAGGAUUUCUGAACAAUGCACAAGCUGGAGCUGACGACCCAGGAUAUCCAACCCAAGCAUGGGCUCCAGUGACUUCCAACAGGCCUUCCAGUAGAGGUCCUACAGCCAGGCCUCUGACGCCACAACAAACCGCGGAUGUUUUUGGCAGAUUGAAAGAAAAAACAAAAGAUUCUCUGAGAAAAAUGCAGAGACCCAGCAUUGCAGAUAAAGUUUGGGAUCCUAAGAACCCUUUUCUCUCCUGCACUCUACAUAGAGACCCCUUAGUUACACUGGAGCAGGAGUAUAAUGAGAGGAUAAAAAGAGAGAUGGACUUGAUGAGAUUGAACACUAGAAAAAUGUUAUUUCAGAGGGGAUGUUUGGAAGCUGUGGGACCAUGGUUAAUUGCAAAUGAAGUUGAAAUUUUGGAACCAGUCGGAGAUAUCUUAAGGUACAUGAUACAGUCAUUAGGAGAGAAACAUCUUCCUCACCCACCAACAGAUAAGAGAACUGACAGAAUGUCCAGAACUAGACCUGUGUCAGCUACAACACCCAAGGAUCAAGAAGUGGUUCUGAACAAAGCUCUAAAACAGAUGUCAUCUAAGGUUGCUGAAAUGGUUAGAGAAGCACUAGGUCCAAGAGCUGCAUUUUCUCCAUUGUCAAAACUCAUUGAACCAUCAGCAAAACUACGGCCAUCAAGUGCAAAGGCGGUAAUGAUGACAGAAACACCCAAAGCAGGGCAAGCUCCGAAACAACCGAUUUCAUGGAAGCCAAGUUUUGAUCUUUCCCAAACUGUUGUACAGCAGUGCCAAAGGGGCCUAGUGUUGAAAAUUGGACCUUAUAUAGUGCAAGGUCUUACAAGCAGGCACAAGGCUGUCAGGAAGACAUGUGUGUUCUUUAUGAAGGACCUAGUUGAACUUGAAGAUACAUGGAUACUAAUGCAACUUUCUCAUCUUGGGGUGAUGAAAAAAAUGGUCGACUUCCUUAGGGUAAAUGAUGAUGAUGAGUUACUGGAAGUUAUGGGAUUGAUAGUGGCAAGGAUGCUGGUGAGUAGUGAUGACAGGCUUGGGCAGUUAUUUGAUACACAUGGGGGUCCAACUCUCCUGAUGUCAAUGGCAAGGAGGACCACUGGAUUACUGAGAGAUGAGGUGGGGCAGACACUGAAGUCUGUUACGCAUGGUCUGAAGAAGCAAAAGUACAAGCAGUUACAAAAAGGUACACAGCACCCUCAGAAAGCAGACAUUUGGGAUCAGGUUUUUCAAAAAUGGCAGGAACAAGACAGAGUAACACAAAUAUUCCAGAGGCCAUACAUCUCACCUCAGCAUCAGGUUUUAUAGAAACCACAAC